This is a messenger RNA of Hermetia illucens (black soldier fly), 1671 nucleotides long. RefSeq names its product protein insensitive-like. Gene Ontology annotation, biological process: negative regulation of Notch signaling pathway; positive regulation of neuron differentiation. Lineage: Eukaryota; Metazoa; Arthropoda; Insecta; Diptera; Stratiomyidae. The transcript has 2 exons. The record is from RefSeq and is a predicted model, not a curated record. Gene Ontology annotation, molecular function: DNA binding; transcription corepressor activity. Gene Ontology annotation, cellular component: nucleus. Bases 132 to 1220 code for a protein of 362 amino acids.
AGCCAGUCGUCCACAGUUUGCUUUCGUGCCGGUGCCAGAUCAGUUGAUCCUUCGUGUGCAGAGUGCAGUUUUGUGGAGUUAGAUCAGCGGCAGUGGAAAUUUGCAAAAAACGUUUUCCCGGAAUUAGUCUAAUGUCGAAAAUGGAAUCUAACUCGAACUUCCGGAAACGUCGUCUUCUUGAAGAUACCGUCACAAGCUCGAAUUGCCUACCCCAGAAGCGUGACGCGGCAACAUCUACGACGAAUAGCACACCAAUGACCCUCGAUAUGUAUACACAAACUGAUGAAGACAAAAAGGAUACAGUCAUUCCAGAAUGUCUCCAAAACAAAUUCGACCAAAUAUUCAAAAUACUUUCACGACAUGAUGAUAUCUUAAAGGAAAUCCGUGCAGCAGUUUCCAUUGGAAGCCCACAGGCCUGCGAAAGUACAACCACUGGUGAGAAUGUCAACUAUAAAAUUAUCAGCGACGAUGGCAAUGCGAUUACCAUUGAGGCGGUUAAGCCAGAGGACAUUAUUGAGGAACCGAUCCCAUAUUCAUCCGAUAUAACUUACGUUACAGAACAAUACGAGAACUCGAACAAUUCUCCAUCUGCCUAUUAUUAUGAAAACAAACAAAAAACCACUCCAAAGGAGUGUCAUGAGGAGCGCUAUGAACCGAGUAAGUCGACGCCAACUAUUUUGAACAAAGUGACCCACUCCGCACCAGAUACAAAUAAUCUUCGAUCGGAAACACCUAACACCUCCAAACAAAUCAAAUUUGAAACCAAAUACGGUGGAAACUUUUCGGAGACUCCAAAACACAAACAGCCUCCCAGAAGGAUGCCAUUGUGCGACGCCAAGCAGGAAAACGGAGGGUCAGCUUCGUCAGAGGAACUCAUCGCUAUUGGAACAAAUGGAACAUUAGUUCCUAAAUCUAUUCUAGAGACUAUGAAGUGGGAUUCAGCUUCUUGCGCUACCAGAAAACUGCUGACCGCAAUUUUCGACCGUCUGACUUUAGCAACUCAUUCUCUCACAGGCCGACCAUCGCCGGCAUUCCAUGGUCGUGAAAAACCUGCGAAAAAUCAACUGGACGCCGGAAAAGUCGCAGAUAUUAUCAGUAUUGUAUCCAAAUGUUGCAAUGUCCCCGAAAAGGAAGUGCGCAAUGCAAUUACGACGAAAUGCGCUGACGAAAAUAAAAUGCAUAACCAGAGGUUACGCAGAGAACAAAAUAAGGAGAAUUAGGUUGUACCUGAUGUAUCAGACACAUGUUGUAAUGUGUCGUAAUAACUAGUGCUAAAAAGGUUUAAAUGUCAUACUGUGCCUCGUUUUGUUGGAUGAAGUAUUAUCACUGUUUUUAUUUAAACCGUACUCGUAUACAUAUACAUAAGAAAAUUUAAUAUAUAGCAGUAGUAUCUGUAGGGGUUAAUAAAUCUCAAAGUAUGUAAUUCAAAGAAGGGUUCUUUGUUUUGUUCUUAUCUAUAGAAAGGGGGUUGGAAAUCCUAAAAAGACAUAUGUGAUGUAGUACUUCGCGGGGAGAACUCCUGUCUAUACAAAAAAGUUCAAACCAAAUGUCCUGAAGUUUUUUAGGGUCACAUCUAAUAUUUGUAUUGAAUGUAUUACUCCAAUAUACAGGGUGCGGCAGCAUAACUUCCUUUUUUCAAAACUCAAUAAAAACUAUUGUAUGCAUCGGAAA